UAAAUACAACUGUUAAAUUGUGAAAAAAUCAAACAUUUUAUUCAUUUUCUCCGAUCAACAUCUUUCUUUCCCUCUUCUGUUUCUCCUGGAGUGGGUGAGAGGGUUGGUGAAAUCUGAAAGGAAUCAAAUAUCGUUGGAGUUUGUUGCCUGUCUACUAAGCUGUGACACUCAUCAAAAGCUAUGGACUUCAAUCAACAAGCUCAUCCGGAUUGUGUAUAUUCUGCCAAUCCUUUCCAUGAAUGUGCUUCAGCUUGUUUAGAGAGAAUUGCUCAAGGCCAUGUGAUCAAGAAGACCCCUAAGAAGCAAGGUUCAAAGAUUCUUAGCUUCUCAGGGAGUUUCGGUAGGAAAAAGAAGGAAACGCAUUCGCAACCGCUUUCACCGUUAUCUGCAAAGCCUUAUCAAAACGGUGGAGGCGGUUUUGAAAACGCUAAUACACCAAAGGCUCAUCGUUCGGUGCCUCCAACUGUUGCCGUCAAGAACAAGAACGUUUCUGAUUCGGAUAAGUCUUUCUCCUCUUCUUCAUCCACUGACCCUGAUGACUUCUUUAAGCAUAAACCGGAGAUGAAACUCUCUCAGAUCAUUCCUCUUUCACCUAAACCGGGAAAACAAGACCACAACGUGAAGACUGAAGCAGGCAGAGAAACUACACUGUUUAAUCUCCUAAGCUCUCCAAUACAGCAUGAAAGAGAGAGCAGUGAUGAUUACAACGAUGAUGAUGAUUACAACAAUGAGAUUGGAGUAGAGCUCGAUCUUGAAUCAGUUAUGUCCGACACUUUUGUCUCUGUCGGAAAAUACCGAGUGAGGUCUGGUUCGUCCGCAAUUCUAACCGCUAUCAUCGAGAAACAUGGAGACAUUGCUCAGAACUGUAAGCUGGAGUCGGACUCCAUGCGGUCCCGUUACCUCGAGUGUUUAUGCUCGUUGAUGCAGGAACUCAGGUCAACUCCUGUCGGGCAGUUGACUAAAGUCAAAGUCAAAGAGAUGCUCGCGGUUCUCAAAGACUUGGAGUCUGUGAACAUCGAAGUGGCUUGGCUACGUUCGGUUCUUGAGGAGUUCGCGCGGUUUCAAGAAGAUGCAGAGACUGAGAAAGAGAGGAAAGAGGGUUUAGUGAAGGCUAAGAGAGAGGAGCUCGAAGGUCAAGAAGCGGGUUUGGUUCGGUUGGAGGAGGAAGUGGCCAAAGCUAGGUUGAGGAUCAUGGAGACACGGGCCGUGAUGGUCGAGAUGGAGAGGGAACGGUCGAGGAUGGAGAAAAUGGGAUUCGAAAUGGAGAAGUUUAAAGGGAAAACGUUUUUAGAUGAGCUUCUGUGAGGGUGUGAUGUUGUUAGUAGUAAGUAGUAGCACAAAAUCAAAAAAUACUCUAAAUGAGUUGUUUUCAAAGGUUAGGCUUUAAGUAUAUGGGAAAGCUUUUUCACUAAGGUGAAUGUUUGCUUAUUAGUAGUAGCUUGUGGAUGCUGUUGAAGUCUUUUUUGUUGAGAUAUCUUGUUUUUUGUACUAAUAAAUAAAUAUGUUUGGCUUUGUGAUGCAAGGUGGAUGUUUAUUUAUUAGUAGUAACUUGUGAAGGUGUUGAAGUC
Messenger RNA from Brassica oleracea var. oleracea, 1568 nucleotides. RefSeq lists its product as uncharacterized. Lineage: Eukaryota; Viridiplantae; Streptophyta; Magnoliopsida; Brassicales; Brassicaceae. The transcript has 4 exons. Bases 181 to 1305 code for a protein of 374 amino acids. The record is from RefSeq and is a predicted model, not a curated record.